Molecule: messenger RNA, 816 nt
Organism: Lachancea thermotolerans CBS 6340
Lineage: Eukaryota; Fungi; Ascomycota; Saccharomycetes; Saccharomycetales; Saccharomycetaceae
Gene: GPN3
Product: putative signal sequence-binding GTPase GPN3
Exons: 1
Coding region: 1-816 (271 amino acids)
Molecular function (GO): GTPase activity
Source: RefSeq, a predicted model, not a curated record
AUGUCAAGGGUUGGAGUUCUGGUUUUGGGACCCGCUGGUGCAGGAAAAAGUACUUUUUGCAACUCUAUCAUUUCUCAUAUGCAGACGGUUGGUCGCAGGGCUCACAUAGUGAAUUUGGACCCUGCGGCAGAAGCUAGUGAGUACGAAUUCACCGUGGACAUCCGUGACCUAAUUUCUCUUGAAGAUGUGAUGGAAGAACUCCAUCUUGGUCCUAAUGGGUCGUUGAUUUACUGCUUCGAAUAUCUGCUCAAUAAUCUCGACUGGCUAGAAGAGGAGAUUGGCGACUACAAUGAUGAGUAUCUGAUUUUCGACUGCCCAGGCCAAAUAGAACUUUACACACACAUCCCUGUUUUACCUACGAUAGCAAGGCACCUCCAGACUCAAAUGGGCUUUAGCCUGUGUGCCACUUAUCUACUGGAAGCACCAUUCGUCAUAGACUCUUCCAAGUUUUUUAGUGGCGCACUAAGCGCCAUGUCGGCAAUGAUCCUUUUGGAGCUUCCACAUAUAAACAUUCUCAGCAAGCUCGACCAGAUUAAAGAUGAAUAUAGCAAAAAGAAAUUGAAAAGAUACUUGAAUCCCGACCCAACGUUGCUUCUGGACUCGAGCAAUGAAACACUGAAUCCUCGUUUCCAGAAAUUGAACAAGACGAUUGCAAACCUUGUGGAUGAUUUCGGCAUGGUUCAGUUCUUGCCUUUGGAAGCCAAAAACCCCGAGAGCGUCUCCAACAUCCUGAGCUACAUAGACGACGUUACACAGUGGGCCGAAGGUCAGGAGCCAAAGGAGCCGAACGAUCAGAUAGAGUUGGAAGACAUGUAA